Staurois parvus is the source of this 634-nucleotide messenger RNA. Lineage: Eukaryota; Metazoa; Chordata; Amphibia; Anura; Ranidae. The record is from the annotation of a GenBank genome assembly.
AUGGCCCCCAGCAGAAAUGGGAAUGAUCUUGAAGCCCCACUUCCACAAGGACUGGCAGAGACGAGUGGCUACUUGGUUUAACCAGCCCGCCAGGAAGAUCCGCAGGCAAAAGGCACGCCAGGCCAAGGCACAACAGAUCGCCCCCAGAUCUGUGGCAGGACCCCUCAGGCCAGUGGUGAGAUGUCCAACCGUCAGAUAUCACACGAAGAAUCGAGCUGGAAGAGGCUUCACCUUGGAGGAGCUUAAGGCCGCCAGCAUCAACAAGAAGGUUGCUUGCACCAUCGGCAUCUCUGUGGACCCUCGCCGUCGCAACAGGUCAACGGAGUCCCUGCAGACCAACGUGCAAAGGCUGAAGGAGUACCGCUCCAAACUGAUCAUCUUCCCACACAAACCCUCCGCUCCGAAGAAGGGAGACAGCUCUCCUGAAGAGUUGAAGAUGGCCACCCAACUGAAGGGCCCAGUCAUGCCAAUCCGCCAGACUUUCAAGAAAGAAAAGGCGAGAGUCAUCUCCGAGGACGAGAAGAACUUCAAAGCCUUCGCCAGUCUGCGUAUGGCACGCGCCAACGCACGCCUCUUCGGCAUCCGAGCCAAGAGAGCCAAGGAAGCCGCAGAGCAGAAAGUGAGAAGAAAAAGU